This is a messenger RNA of Peromyscus maniculatus bairdii (prairie deer mouse), 2079 nucleotides long. The record is from RefSeq and is a predicted model, not a curated record. NCBI's taxonomy places the organism in Eukaryota, Metazoa, Chordata, Mammalia, Rodentia, Cricetidae.
AGAUAGUCAGUCUGAUUGUCUCCAAAGGGGACCCUACUUGGGUCCAAACUGUCAAAAAUUCUGCCAGGUCUCCAGGGGUCAAGUCUAAAGAUGGCAAAAACUAUUGCUGGACCAAGAUGGACCAUGUCUCAUGAGUACACAUCUUCCCAUACAACUGUCUCCCAAGUCUUACUUCAUAUCCAGUGCUAAGGUUAUCUAUGUCAUCAGGAAUCCAAGAGAUGUUGCUACAUCUCACUAUCAUAUGAGAAAACAUUUUCACCUUUUGAACAAUCAACAGACUUUUGAUGAGCAUCUUCGCUCAUUUAUCCAAGUUUUUGGAUCCUGGUUUGAUCACGCACUUGGAUGGUUAACCAGGAGAGACACAGAGAACUUUCUACUAAUGUCCUAUGAGGAGCUACAGAGGGACCUCAGAGGUAGCAUGCAAAAAGUGUGUCAAUUUCUGGGCAAAUAUCUGACUCCAGAACAGCUUGAUUCUGCUGUCUGAAACUUGUCCUUUCCAGUCAUGAAAGAGACUAGCAUGUCCAACAGCCUAAUGCUAAGAAAUCCCAAAGAUGGCACCGUCUCCAAUAUACCAUUGCUGAGAAAGGGUAAGAAAAGAUAGAGUGUCAAGGUUGUGUUGUAGAAAUGGGUAGGUGUUUGAUGUUUUCGUGAAGCAUGAGUCAUGAAAACAGACGUGCUUGGAAGCUAGUGUCAUAUUCCAUCAUAUUCUUCAGAAGAGUCGCUGCUCACAGAUCCGUUACUGAGACUCCUUAAAACCACGGUUAAGCAGAGAAGGAGUGAGAAGUGCCUGUGCCCUCCUGGCUCUGCCUGUGCGAUGGACAAGUCCUGUCUAUACACUUAGACCAGUCAGUCUCAGUGACAUGGUCCACGUCUAUAAGAAACCAGAGGUGUAGUCACAGGAACAGCACUUUCCAAUUCAGAGGAGCGGGGAGCACUUUAAACCACUGCGUUAUCUUUCCAGCCCCUCUUUGAAGGAAUAAAGGGUGAAACUUAGGCCUGAUCCCUAGAACUUGGAAAAAGAAUUUUUGAGAUCACUUUUCCAAAAGUAUGGAUUCCUGAUUUUAACUUUGGGGAUUCUAGAUAUGAUCUUCAUGCUUCCCACUUUCUGCAUUGUGAUGCUGGUGUCUUUUAGGAUCACGGCAUGAACUACAGUUCAGGUGGAUGUUCACUGCACUGAGAACAACACCAGUGUAGACAUGUUACAAACAUGACUCCCAACCAGAACUGUAAGAGAAUCAGGGUCUCUUCAUGUUCAAACCCCAACACUCUAAGACAGCCAUUAAGGACUCAUUCAUGUUUUCAAACAUGCUCAGAGUUUAUUGAAUGUAUUUGUUAUCUAAAUAUUGCAAAGUGGUGAGGGGAAGUAUAAAGACGGAUGGGGGCAGGACACUGUGAAAGAACAACCCUGGAAUCAGCUACCAGUACCAGGUGUGCAACUUGGGACAGGGUACACAGGAGGAAUAUGACGAAGGAAAAGACGUUGUUUCAAGAUCAGUUUGUGCUGUUCCAUACCAGACGGACACCUCUCCUCUUGCGUUCUUCUUUGACCCAGGGACAAUGUAAGAUAUCCAGUUUUUCCUUCAUUUCCACAGCUUGCAGUAGCAUCUUUGACUCCUCAGUCAAUGCAGAUUUGUCCAGUCUGGAGUGAAAAAGACAGUGCUGUUUAUUUUUAUUACAUUUACUAAUUUGUAUGUGUUUAUACGGGCACAUGCUACAGUGCACAUGGAAGAUCAGAGGUCAAUUCAUGGGAGUCCAUCCUCCCCCUUCUAUGUGGGUCCCGGGUUGUCAGGCUGGACAGCAAGUGCCUUCACCCACUGAGCCAUAUCAGCAUCUCAAGUUUUGUUGACAAUCACUUGCCUCUCUUUACCUCUAUGCUGACUUCUCUGUCACCCUUCCCUAGGAAUGAAUGAAUGUACCAAGUGUCAAGAGAAGGCGUGAUUCUCUCCCAGAGAGUAGGGACCCUAUCAUAUAUAUAGAUAUGUAAUAUAGAUGUCUAUAUAAAGAAUCUAUCAAGAUGUUAAGAUUAAAGUUAAAAAACAUUGAAGUAAAAAUGACUUUUUUCAGCCAUUCAUUGUUUAA